CAAACAAAACGUGCUGAACACCAUGACACCGAAGAAGAACACUCAAAAUGGCGACACGGUAGAAAAGUUCAUGCUGUUUUGUCUGUUCUGUAUUCCUCUUAUCUUUUCCAUGUAGUUGUUUUAAUAAUAAUACCAAGUCACUGCUAUCUGACAUAAGGAAAUACGUGUUGUUAGUUUUUUUUUGACAACGCGAGAAUUUGAAUGUUAUCGAAGUUACAAACUGUUAUUAUUCCACACAUUUUAUGAUCACAGAAGGCCCACUAGCUAUGCUAUUUGUCUUUAUUUUUUACUUUGGGUGGAAAUGUCAAAGAUUAUCAGUGUGUCUCUAAGAGAGUUGUUGGAAGAAAUCUGUUGAAGUGAGCAUGAAGAGGAUCAACACAUAGAAAUGGAAGAGGAUGUGAAGAAAGUGAAGAAGCCGGGUAUCGUGUCUCCCUUCAAGCGUGUGUUUCUGAAGGGAGAAAAGGGUAGAGAUAAAAAGGCUCAGGAGAAGACUACAGAACGCCGUGCCCUCCACACCUUCUCCCUCUCCCUCCCCGACCACCGCAUCGACCCUGACAUCCUGCUCAAUGACUACGUAGAGAAGGAAGUCAAGUACUUGGGCCAGCUGACGUCAGUACCAGGAUACCUGAACCCCUCCAGUCGAACAGAGGUGCUACAGCUCAUUGACAAUGCCAGGAAGUCCCACCAGUUGGCGGGUCAGCUUACUUCGGAGCAGGAUGCAGUGGUCAGUCUGUCCGCCUAUAAUGUGAAGCUGGUGUGGCGGGAUGGAGAGGACAUCAUACUGCGUGUUCCCAUCCACGACAUCGCUGCCGUGGCAUACAUACGAGACGACUCACUGCACCUGGUGGUGCUCAAGACAGCCCAGGAGGCAGGUGUGUCCCCGUGCCCCAGUACCUGUCCUGACCUGUCUAAGUCCCAGACCCUCAGCUCUCUGUCUGAGAGCGGGGCUGUACUGGUAGAGGUCUGCUGUCUGCUAGUACUGGCUGUAGACAACAAGACAGCAGCAGAGGAGCUGUGUCUGCUACUCAGCCAGGUGUUUCAGAUAGUUUAUACUGAGUCCACUAUAGACUUCCUGGACAGAGCCAUCUUUGACGGAGCCACCACCCCCACCAGACACCUCUCUCUCUACAGUGACGACUCGUCAAGCAAGGUGGACCUUAAGGAAUCAUUCGAAGCAGAGGCCAGCACCUUUUCUUUCCAGGGUUCUCUAGAGGCAGGGGGCGACUCUCCGUCCCCCACCUCCACCCCAGCCUCCCCUCAGACCAAGACAGCCAGCGAAGGAGAGCUGAGCACCACCGCCACAGAGCUUCUACAAGACUACAUGACCACGUUGCGUACCAAGUUGUCGUCUCAGGAGAUCCAGCAGUUUGCUACUCUUCUUCAUGAGUACCGUAACGGAGCGUCCGUCCAUGAGUUCUGUAUCAACCUUCGCCAGCUCUACGGGGACAGCAGGAAGUUCCUCCUACUGGGUCUGAGGCCGUUCAUCCCAGAGAAGGACAGCCAACACUUUGAGAACUUCCUGGAGACCAUCGGUGUUAAGGACGGUCGUGGCAUCAUCACUGACAGCUUCGGACGCUACCGCCGCACCGCCAGCUCCGCCUCCGACUCAACCACCAAUGGGAACGGGGCGGUGGGAGGGGACGGGGGUGGGUCUGACGAAGGGCUUGUGCCCUCCGAAGGAGACGAAUGGGACCGUAUGAUCUCUGAUAUCAGUAAUGAUAUAGAGGCUCUGGGUGUCAGUAUGGACCAAGAAGGGGUCACACCCUAGCCUCUAACCCCUUGCCUCGAGUCUGGGUUGCAGUAUGGACCAAGAGGGGAUGACACCCUACCCCCCUAGACCCUACUCC
This is a messenger RNA of Oncorhynchus mykiss (rainbow trout), 1847 nucleotides long. It is a transcript of the gene ccm2, whose product is annotated as CCM2 scaffold protein. The record is from RefSeq and is a predicted model, not a curated record. Gene Ontology annotation, biological process: vasculogenesis; heart development. Lineage: Eukaryota; Metazoa; Chordata; Actinopteri; Salmoniformes; Salmonidae.